Molecule: messenger RNA, 1255 nt
Organism: Oenanthe melanoleuca
Lineage: Eukaryota; Metazoa; Chordata; Aves; Passeriformes; Muscicapidae
Gene: TSC22D3
Product: TSC22 domain family member 3
Exons: 3
Coding region: 151-762 (203 amino acids)
Biological process (GO): regulation of transcription by RNA polymerase II
Source: RefSeq, a predicted model, not a curated record
CCGGGGCGGAACGGGACCGGGACCGGGACCGGGGCGGGCGGGGGCCGCUGGCGGCGCUCGGCACCGGGCGCGUCCUGCAGCCGCUCGCCCUGCGCGGCCCCGGGAGCGGCCCCGGCGCUGCCGCCGUGGCCAGGCGCGGGGACACCCGGGAUGUCCUCGUCGCCCGCGGAGGAAUGCCGCUCGCCCGUGGGGCUGGACUGCUGCAGCUGCUGCCUGGACCUGGCCAACCGGAGCGGGCUGGAGGAGGGGGCCGGGGGCGAGAACAACAACCCGGGCAGCCCCACCGUGAGCAGCUUCCGGCAGCUGCGGGAGCAGCUGGUCCGGCAGAACCUCAACACCGACAAGCUGAGCUCCAUCAUGCGCCAGGACUCGCUGGAGCCCGUGGUGCGGGACCCCUGCUACCUCUUCAACCAGGGCAUCUGCAACAGGAACAUCGACCAGACCCUGCUCUCCAUCCUCCUCCUCUUCCACAGCGCCUCCGGAGCCAGCGUGGUGGCCAUCGACAACAAGAUCGAGCAGGCGAUGGAUCUUGUGAAAAACCAUCUGAUGUACGCUGUGCGGGAGGAGGUGGAGGUGCUGAAAGAGCAGAUCAAGGAACUGUUGGAGAAAAACUCCCAGCUGGAGCGUGAGAACAGCCUCCUGAAGACGCUGGCCAGCCCGGAGCAGCUGGAGAAGUUCCAGUCGCGGCUGCCGGCGGAGCUGCUGUGCCCCGAGGAGCAGAGCCCUGCCCCAGCCCAGCACUCCGGGGGCUCUGCGGUGUAAGGUGGCUCUGUCCUCGGGGUGGGCAGAGCCACAGAACUCUUUCUACUUAAUCUCCUGCAAAAUCGUCUCCGCCUUCAUCUCACACGAAGGACUGGCAGAGCCCGGCGCUGGGCCGUGCCUGGGGCAGCCUGGCCGGCUCCUUAGGAGGAUGCUCUUCUGCGAGGGAGGCAGGGGCAGCUGAGCCCCCUCCCCAGCCGAGUGCCCAGCAGGUGCCAGGAGGAGACCUGUGGUGCCUGGGCUGGGCGUGAGGAGAGCCCAGCCCGGCCGUGGCUGCCUUCUGCAGGGGGUGUCCCUUCUGGCAAAGCCUGGCGCUGGAGGAGAGCAGCGUUUAGUGAGUGGAUGUGUCCCACGAGCCACCAGGAGCCUGCUGGAGCCAGAGCCACGCUGAGCAGCAGCAGGGCUGGAGCCCAAAACAGCAGCUCCAGGGCUAGAGCCAGAGCCACCCUGAGCAGCAGCAGGGCUGGAGCCCAACCCACCCUAAGCAGCAGCAGAG